Molecule: messenger RNA, 2182 nt
Organism: Heterobasidion irregulare TC 32-1
Lineage: Eukaryota; Fungi; Basidiomycota; Agaricomycetes; Russulales; Bondarzewiaceae
Product: major facilitator superfamily
Exons: 8
Coding region: 476-2059 (527 amino acids)
Biological process (GO): transmembrane transport
Molecular function (GO): transmembrane transporter activity
Source: RefSeq, a predicted model, not a curated record
GCGACGCUCACCCCUUUCAAUCGACGUAAAUUCGCCGGCGUGCAGACCAUGGUUUACUCGAUUUUGCUGGAGCCUGUCCAGAUCAACCCCCGCAACACGCAUGAUACUUGAACCUCUACACGACACAUACAAUCCCCGAACGGUCGCCGGUCCGCAUUCUCGAAUCAUCGCCAAAUUCCCUCUCGUCCUAUGACUGGUCAACUAGGUAUCGCACCCAAGAUCUCCAAACGCGUGAGGCGGGUUGACUCUUGCCGGCUUCGCAAUCGACGUAAACCAUGAUCUUCGAUGCCGUUUCUAAGCCCUUCUAUGAGCAACAAGCGUGAUACCAUCCGAUCCUCACUCGGGCCUCGCAAACUUUCCCAUAAAUGAUCUUAUUUCGCCCCGCAAUGCCUUUCCCCAUCUUAUUUUUCUUCUUUCUUCUUCCCUCUCUUCUUCCCUCUCCUCCUUCCUUCCUCUCCCCUAGGUCCUUACGAGCAUGACGACGUCCACGGUAUCGUACACAACCUCCAACCCCGCCCCGCAGCCUGGUGAACGCACUUCUAUGAAUGACGAGACAUGCCCACUUCUAUCCAACUCUUCAGCUCCGUCUCUCGAAUCUCAGGACAUCUCUCAAGAUUCCAAGAAAUCAAAGGUAGUCACUCCCCUCCCAAAAGCACAGCUCGCGUCCCUAUGCAUCGUUCGUCUCGUCGACCCCAUCGCUUUCACUCAUAUCUUUCCAUAUGUGAAUGAAAUGAUGGCGGACUUGCACCUCACGGAUGAUCCUUCCCGUGUAGGGUUCUACAGCGGCCUGGUGGAAAGUUCGUUUGCAAUUUUCCAGCUGUUCUCUAUCUACCAGUGGGCUCGCUUGUCUGACGCCAUUGGCCGUCGUCCUGUCAUUUUUAUGGGUAUCUCGGGAAUGGCUGUAUCUAGCAUUCUGUUCGGCCUCUCCCGUACUCUUACUACUGUUCUCUUGGUUCGGUGCCUAGCGGGUCUCUUCUCCGGCAACGUCGCCGUGAUCCAUUCUGUCCUAGGGGAACUAACAGACUCCACAAAUCAAGCCAUCGCGUUCCCCAUAUACGGUCUUACAUGGCCCCUCGGGGCCAUUGCCGGAAAGACCCUUAGUCCUCUGAUCGGAGGCGCGUUCUCCCACCCCGCAGUCAGGUUCCCUAAUUUAUUCGACUACCCAUUCCUCCGUGAAUAUCCUUAUUUCCUUCCCGGGUUCAUCGCAGCUGUUAUAUCCUUCACCGGUGUACUAUUUGGGUACUUCUUCCUAGAAGAGACGUUGCCCAGCAAACGUCAGAAAAACCAAAAGCCGAAAUCCUCUUCCUCAUCUUUCUCUAGCGUCACAUUGGACGCAGAUUCAUCCUUUUCUGAACCCCCUAGCAUCAAAGCAAUUGUCAAAAUCCCGCUCGUGCAGGCGUUAAGCAUGUCGGGCUGCGCACUGAGUUUCAUAUCUACGGCCUUCGAUGUCGUUUUUGUCCUCUUCUGCUAUUCCCCUAUCAACUCCGGAGGACUGGCAUUUUCCGCUUCACAAAUUGGCUUAUGCCUCGCCACAUCCGGGACGAUCUCCGUUUUCAUCCAAAUCUUCAUUAUGCCUACUCUGCUGAGCCGCUGCGAUCAUAUCCGCGUGUACAACGGCUGCAUGGCGCUCUGGCCGUAUGCGUUCUUCCUUCUCCCACUCCUUAACAUCAUCGCACGCACGGGCUUUCCGAACCAGAGCGGUUCGGACCUGGUUCUGGAAGAUGCGGAUGGCCGAGUGCAGGCUAUGGUAUGGUGCGGUAUCGCGGCAUUGUUGAGUAUCACAAGGGUCGCGUGUGUGGCAUUCUCUGUGAGCAUGAUCCUCGUUAAGGAAGCUGCUCCCAGUCCGUCCUCGCUCGGCAGGACCAAUGGCAUCGUUCAGUUUGCGAUGUGUUUCGCCAGGGCAUUCAGUCCCGCUUUCGUCAGUUCGUUGUUUGCCCUCUCUCUGGAUUAUAACAUCCUUGGCGGCUACUUCUGGGUACUCAUCAUGACCAUCAUCUCUAUCCUUGGCGCGUCACUUUCGAGGUCCAUCGAAAGGGGCCGGAAAGCUUCGUAUGAUUGACGUCGAUUACAAGCGACGUUGUAACUCUAUCUUUGCACUGUGCAGGCUUCUGUCAGACGACUCAAAAUCGCGGAGGCGCUGUUCCUCGCGACUAUCAUGAAUGAAUUGACAGUUUUUCCCGGC